Messenger RNA from Acanthopagrus latus (yellowfin seabream), 956 nucleotides. It is a transcript of the gene txnl4b, whose product is annotated as thioredoxin-like 4B. The coding region runs from base 83 to 532 and encodes 149 amino acids. The transcript is spliced from 3 exons. Gene Ontology annotation, cellular component: U4/U6 x U5 tri-snRNP complex; spliceosomal complex; U5 snRNP. Gene Ontology annotation, biological process: mRNA splicing, via spliceosome. The record is from RefSeq and is a predicted model, not a curated record. Lineage: Eukaryota; Metazoa; Chordata; Actinopteri; Spariformes; Sparidae.
UUUUUCUCAGCGUCGUACAGAAAUUGUGACGUAAUUUCCCCCGCUAGCAAAACAAGUAUCGCUAAUUUGUUAGCCAUCGAAAAUGAGUUUGUUUUUGCCUAAAUUAACUUGUAAAAAAGACAUAGAUGAAGUUAUCAAAUGCGUGGCAGAAAAGGUCGUAGUUUUGAGGUUUGGGAGAGACGAGGACUCGGUCUGUCUCCAGCUGGAUGAGAUUCUGUCAAAAACGGCCCAUGACCUGAGCAACAUGGCGUCCAUCUACAUCGUUGAUGUGGAUAAAGCUCCCAUCUACACAAGAUACUUUGACAUCAGCUACAUCCCCUCCACCGUUUUCUUUUUCAAUGGGCAGCACAUGAAAGUGGAUUAUGGCUCCCCAGAUCACACCAAGUUUGUUGGCAGCUUCAAGACCAAGCAAGAUUUCAUGGAUCUGAUUGAAGUCAUAUACAGAGGAGCCAUGCGAGGGAAGAUGAUUGUCCAGAGUCCCAUCGAUCCUCAGAAUAUUCCCAAAUAUGAUCUCCUCUACCAUGGAAUUUAAGAGAAAGCAUUCUGGUUGAUUAAAGGACAAACACAUUUGUUAUACUUACAAACAAUAAGCAGCCAGUGUCUCAGAUUUUCAACAGAUGUUAUCAAAUGUCCCGUAGAAGGCAAACUGAAAACAGGGCAGUUCCCUCUGAAGUCACAAUGGAGCAAUGUUUUAUGUGUGUCCCUGUAGCCUUUGUGUAAUCAAAUACACAUACUGUGAUGGGUUCUGUUAAAGUGCCAGUUGUCACUGUUAUUAACAGCAGGUUAACAGAGGUUCAGCAGCUAUUCUGAUCGGGUUCAUUUUUCUUGUGAAAAUGCUGUGUCGUCUUGAUGUUUCCCAUGGAAAUGAGCUGCACAUCAGCAGAGACAUACAAUUAAUUUAUGCAGUGUACAUGCUGUGUUAUUAUAAUAAACUUUUAUAUUUUAUCUCACUGUAA